CGUCCAUCAUGUUUGCUUUUCAAGACCACGCUACUGUGAAGAAAGUUGUCAAAGCCCUACCAUCUGUUGGUGUGGGUGUAAGUACGGUAUACCACAGUCAAGGAGAGCGUCUUUAAUGUCUCCUCGUCAGAUCUUUCAACAGUCCAACAUGACUCAGAAGUGGCAACGACGAGAAAUUUCUAAUUUCGAAUACCUGAUGUUCCUUAAUACUAUUGCAGGACGAACAUAUAACGACUUGAACCAGUUUCCCGUUUUCCCAUGGGUUAUCACGAACUACGAAGCCCAAGAAUUAGAUCUCAGUCUACCAAGUAACUACAGGGACUUGUCGAAACCAAUCGGGGCACUGAAUCCCAGUCGUAAAGCAUACUUUGAGGAUCGGUACGAGACAUGGGAACACGAAACUAUUCCUCCGUUCCACUUUGGAACCCACUACUCAACUUCAGCCUUCACCCUCAACUGGCUAGUGAGGGUGGAGCCUUUCACGACUAUGUUUCUAGCCCUUCAAGGAGGAAAGUUUGAUCAUGCAAAUCGCAUGUUUUCCUCUGUUGCUCAGGCCUGGAAAAACUGCCAACGAGAUACUUCUGAUGUUAAGGAGCUGAUUCCUGAAUUUUAUUAUUUGCCUGAAAUGUUUGCUAACAAGAAUGGCUACCAGUUAGGAAAGCAAGAGGAUGGGAGUGUUGUGGGGGACGUGUAUCUGCCCCCGUGGGCAUCAUCCCCAGAGGAGUUUGUACGAAUCAACCGUAUGGCUUUGGAAUCAGAGUUUGUAUCUUGUCAACUCCACCAGUGGAUAGACUUGAUUUUUGGCUACAAACAGAAAGGUCCAGAGGCUGUUCGUGCAACAAAUGUGUUUUAUUACUUAACAUAUGAAGGAAGUGUAGACUUAGAGAAUAUGAAGGAUCAAGCAAUGAAAGAAGCUAUUGAAAAUCAGAUAAGAAGUUUUGGUCAGACACCCUCUCCUCUCCUGAUGGAACCACAUCCUCCUCGGAGCUCAGCCAUGCAUAUUAGUCCAAUGAUGUUUUCACCAGUCACUGAAGAAGUAUGCAUGAUUAUCAAGUUUCUAUCCAACUCUCCAAUCUGUCACAUUUCAGCAAAUACUUACCCACAGCUGCCUUUACCAUCUGUUGUAACAGUAACCUGUAACCAAAACUUUGCUGUCAAUCGAUGGAAUUCGUCAUUCUCGGGUCCUCUUCACAGUUCCCCAUAUUCAGAAUCUUCACAAACUUCACAAAAUCAGCUGCCACUGUCCAUGGAUCCUUUGCUCAUGAUGAAUGUGGGAUCACAAAAGAGACAUCUUGGAGAUAACUUUAGUGAACAUGUCCGAAUGAGAUCCAGCUGUUUUGUGACCACCGUUGAUAGUCGUUUCCUAAUAGCUUGUGGGUUCUGGGAUAACAGUUUUAGGGUGUUUUCAACAGAAACAGCUAAAAUAAUCCAGAUCAUCUAUGGUCACUUUGGAGUUGUUUCAUGUUUGGCUCGGUCCGAGUGCAACAUCACGUCAGACUGCUAUGUUGCAUCAGGAUCUGAAGACUGCACUGUUCUCUUGUGGCACUGGAAUGCUCGGACACAGAGUAUUGCUAGUGACAAUAUAAACCCAG
Messenger RNA from Limulus polyphemus (Atlantic horseshoe crab), 1592 nucleotides. Its product is annotated as neurobeachin-like. NCBI's taxonomy places the organism in Eukaryota, Metazoa, Arthropoda, Merostomata, Xiphosura, Limulidae. Gene Ontology annotation, biological process: intracellular protein localization. The annotation marks the transcript as partial. Gene Ontology annotation, cellular component: membrane; cytosol. The transcript is spliced from 13 exons. Gene Ontology annotation, molecular function: protein kinase binding. The record is from RefSeq and is a predicted model, not a curated record.